AUGGCACCAAAUGUUGCAAUCAAACAAGAACCAAAAGACGAAUCUCUUGGGCGUAAUGAUACCUCUGAAUCCAAAAUUGUUAACGGCAACAGAGUUUCAGGUAACAACAGCUCUGAAAAUUUGGAAGACAUCGACGAAGAUGAUUUGGAAGAUGACGAAGAUUCCUUAGACUUAGAUACUUCGAAGGCGGAUACCAAGGUUUGGCUAGUAAGACUUCCCAAAUUUUUGAUGGAAAAAUGGAGAGAUCAUGAUAAGCUUCAAGGACAAAAUCUAGGAAAAGUUAUGAUUCAUAACAAUACAUCUAAUCCAAGUGAACAAAAGUGGGACGUAAAACUAUUACUUAAUGAUACUCCUGAAACUCAAGAUAUUCCUAGAGAGUAUGAUAUUAUGUUGGCGGAACAACGUGAUAACAAUAAUACAUUUGUUUUUACAGAAAAAGAUCUUCCUAAGUAUGAUAAAAAGAAGUCUCAAGAUGCAACAUCGCUUGCUGCAAAGCAGCAACAGCAACAACAUUCGAGAAGAGGAGGAAGAUUUCAAUUUAAUAAGGAUAGGUUUGUCCCUUAUGUGAAAACUAUUCCAAAGAGAACUUCUUUGGUGGGAAAAGUCUGUCAUGAAUGCAAUGUGAUUCCUUCUCUUAAUGAUCCUAAUUACAACAAAGUGAUCAGUUCAAGAAGACGUCUACAAGAAGAGGAGCCUAGACCUAAGGUAACUCUUUUGUCUGACUCACUAGAGGUCUCUUCAGGCGCAUUUUCACAGACUCUUCGUGGUCAAGCCAGCCAGUUCAUGAGGGCCCAAAAAAAGGACUCCAAAGCAUCAUCAGAAGGAAAAGCAACACGUAUUCCGCGCAACGAGCUUUUGGAUUUGCUGUUCAAAUUAUUUGAAAGUUAUGAUUACUGGAGUUUAAAGGGUUUAAAAGAACGCACCAAACAGCCUGAAGUUUAUCUUAAAGAAGUUUUGGAUGAGAUUGCUAUUUUAAUAAAAAAGGGACCCUAUUCAAUGAAAUACUCCUUAAAGCCUGAGUAUAAAAAACAUGGCAUGGUUGGUAACGGUGUUGCUGAUGGAAGCAGCAAAUCAAAUGGUGAAGCCCAAGUAGAGGACGGUUCUGCUGGCGGAAAUCCCUCUAAUGAAGGUAACGAAGGUGAUGAAGACUACGAUGAAGAUGAUGAAGAUGAUAUUGAAAUGGAGACUGUUGUAUAA
Molecule: messenger RNA, 1197 nt
Organism: Magnusiomyces paraingens
Lineage: Eukaryota; Fungi; Ascomycota; Dipodascomycetes; Dipodascales; Dipodascaceae
Exons: 3
Coding region: 1-1197 (398 amino acids)
Biological process (GO): transcription by RNA polymerase II; transcription initiation at RNA polymerase II promoter
Cellular component (GO): transcription factor TFIIF complex
Source: RefSeq, a predicted model, not a curated record